Cotesia glomerata is the source of this 820-nucleotide messenger RNA. Its product is annotated as transmembrane protein 14C. Gene Ontology annotation, cellular component: mitochondrial membrane. The coding region runs from base 147 to 479 and encodes 110 amino acids. NCBI's taxonomy places the organism in Eukaryota, Metazoa, Arthropoda, Insecta, Hymenoptera, Braconidae. Gene Ontology annotation, biological process: regulation of heme biosynthetic process. The transcript has 3 exons. The record is from RefSeq and is a predicted model, not a curated record.
AGACCUUGAGACUCGAGCUACUUCAGUUCACUUGAUAUCAUCAUCCUAUCAUACAAACAUCGUUGUAAUUUAUAAUUAUUGCAUAACCUAGCCGAUAGUGAGUAGUAGUUAUUCAAAAAACUAAUAAGUAAAAAUAAAUAAAAAAGAUGCCGAUUGAUUACGCAGCGUUCGCUUACGCGGCUUCUGUUGCUGGAGGUGGAAUACUCGGUUAUGUUAAAUCAAAAUCAAUUCCGUCACUAGCCGCUGGCUUACUUUUUGGUACAAUUUUGGGAUUCGGGGCUUAUCAAACCUCACAGGAUCCUCGUAAUUGCGCAGUACUUUUGGGAUCAAGUGCCACUUUAGGUGGUAUGAUGGGCUAUCGUUAUUACAAUACCGGUAAAAUUAUGCCCGCUGGUGCUAUUGCAAUUAUUAGCGCUGUGAUGUUCAUAAGAACAGUAGUAAAAAAUGUAACAACUCCAGAAGCGCAAAAAGUCGAAUAAAUAAUAAAUAAAUUUAAAUAUCGCAUUUAAUUUAUACGAGAACAAAUUUUCAUAUUUUAUAACUUUUGUAAGAAUUAAAUACGAAGAAUAUUAUUAUAUUGUAUGUAAUCCGAAACACGAGAGUACGUUAACGUCAGAUAAGAGCACUUCAUUCCGUAUCAUAAUUAGAGUGUAGUGUACUUUUAUUGUUAUUCCAAAAAACGAGCUCUCCUAUAUACUAUCUUGUGUUUUUACUCAAAAUAUUCUUACCGGUCUCAAAUAUUAUGUUUAUAAAUACAAAUAGGGUUUAAGGUGUUAUGUACUUUGUUUAAUUUGCUUAUUAAAAUUUCCUAGAUCAAAAA